GGGGGGGGACCCGCUCAGGUAAACACCCAAGAUGGCGGCGGCGGGAGGAGGAGGAGGAGGCGGCGGCGGCGGGCGGCCGGGCCUGGCGGAGCUGCCCGGGGAGCUGCUGGAGCUGAUCCUGUGCUGCGGGGUGCUGGGCGCCGCCGACAUCGGGCGGGUGGCCUGCACCUGCCGCCGCCUGCGGGACGCCUGCCAGCCCCGCGGGAAGGUGUGGCGGGAGUGCUUCCGCCUCAGGUGGCCAUCGCUGCUGAAAUACUACAGCCACACAGACGGCGUUAGCUGGCUCGAAGAAUACAAAGCACGGCACGAUGCUGGACUAGAAGCCCAGAGAAUUGUAGCUUCGUUCUCCAAAAGGUUCUUUUCAGAGCAUGUCCCCUGUGAUGGAUUCAGUGACAUUGAGACUCUCGGAUGCCCAAGUCACUUUUUUGAGGAUGAGCUGAUGUGUAUCCUUAACAUGGAAGGAAGGAAAGGCCUCACCUGGAAGUACUAUGCAAAGAAAAUUCUCUACUUCCUACGGCAACAGAAUAUAUUAAAAAAUCUGAAGGAGUAUCUUCAACGCCCUACUGAUCAGCAGUCGUUUUUAGAGGGUGCUGUUUUAAUUGACCAAUAUUGUAACCCGCUGUCAGACAUCUGCUUAAAAAGUGUCCAGGCACAGGUGGAUGAUAUCACAGAUAAAGUGCGCAAAGUCCUUCGAACAAAAAAUCCGAGGCACCCCAGCUUGGCUUCCAAGGCAGGAGAGGUCCUGAUUCCAGAAGUGGAGCUUCAGCGGCAGGUACUUGAUGCAAUGAAUUGUGUCCUGUAUGAGCAGUUAAAAUACAAAGGAAAUGAGCUGGAUUACUAUAACUCCCUGAAUUCAUACAUUCACCAGGUUUUGAUCCGCAGGACAGGAAUUCCCAUCAGUUUGUCUGUGCUUUAUUUAACAAUUGCCAGGCAGCUGGGAGUCAAACUUGAGCCAGUCAACUUCCCUAGUCAUUUUCUGCUGCGAUGGUGUCAAGGGAAAGAAGGAAGCACAGAUAUUUUUGACUACACUUACAUUGACGCCUUUGGGAAGGGGAAGCAGCUGACCGUGAAGGAGUGCGAGUACCUUAUAGGCCACCAUGUGACGGAGGAGUUCUAUGGGGUGGUGACUUCGAAGGAGGUCUUGCAGCGCAUGGUGGGAAACCUCUUAAACCUGGGCAAGCGAGAAAGCACUGAUCAGUCUUAUCAACUCUUGAGAGACUCGUUGGAUCUGUACCUGGCCAUGUAUCCGGACAAUGUGCAGCAUCUAAUGCUCCAGGCUAGGUUAUACUUCCACCUGGGAAUCUGGCCAGAAAAGGUUCUGGACAUCUUGCAGCAUAUUCAGGCCUUGGAUCCAUCCCAGCACGGGGCCGUGGGGUACUUAGUUCAGCAUACCCUAGAGCAUAUUGAGCGCCGAAAGGAGGAGGUGGGACCCGAGGUGAAGCACCGCUCGGAUGAGAAACACAAAGAAGUCUGCUUUUCCAUUGGGCUGAUUAUGAAACACAAGAGAUAUGGCUACAACUGCGUCAUUUAUGGCUGGGAUCCCGCCUGCAUGAUGGGGCAUGAAUGGAUCCGAAAUAUGAAUGUCCACAGCCUUCCACAUGGCCCCCACCAGCCUUUCUACAAUGUGCUAGUGGAAGAUGGCUCUUGCAGAUACGCAGCUCAAGAGAACCUGGAAUACAACUCGGAGCCUCGGGAGAUUCCUCACCCUGACAUUGGCCGCUAUUUUUCCGAGUUUACCGGCGUUCACUACCUAGCAAAUACUGAGCUAGAAAUUCGGUACCCAGAGGAUUUGGAGCUGACGCGCACCACAGCUCAGAAGAUCUACAGUUCAGGCAAGGAGUGAGUGCAAAAGGCGUUGUGAGGACAGAAGCAGCCGGAGUGUAGCUUUGCCCUCUUCUGCAAAACUUGCCUGGAAGGCAAGUUCGGUGACAAUCCUUUGGCUUUAAUGCAUUGAAAACUGCAUUAAAACUUUAUAACCGGUGCUAUAGCAUCUUUCCGUUGCCUGCCUGCCCAUUCUGGCCCACAGGGACACGUCGGUAGCUGAGGCCAGGCGUAAGGAUCUUGCAGGGACAGUCGUGCUAGGAAGCGCGUUGUCCCACGGAAAGAUUUGCCCCUACUGCUCGUUCUGUGGUCGUCUUGCCUAGGAGGUUGACGCAGUGAGACCCCUGGUGUGGAAUAUCGGAAGAAACUCCAACUUCCAGAGAAGCUGCUUGUCCUUGCGGUGUUGUGGGGUUUUUGUUUGGUUGUUUUCGUUGUUGGUUUUUUAUGUAUAUCUCAUGCAGGUGAUAGUUUUUAAAGCCUCUUACGUUUGA
Messenger RNA from Oxyura jamaicensis (ruddy duck), 2312 nucleotides. RefSeq names its product F-box protein 21 (gene FBXO21). Bases 32 to 1843 code for a protein of 603 amino acids. The record is from RefSeq and is a predicted model, not a curated record. The transcript has 12 exons. Gene Ontology annotation, molecular function: DNA binding; protein binding. NCBI's taxonomy places the organism in Eukaryota, Metazoa, Chordata, Aves, Anseriformes, Anatidae.